UUCGGGCCAAAGCUUUGCUGCUCUGGAAUCCUCAGCUUUUUCGCAUAGCUAGUGAGAACGUCAGACAGCACGGUUUGCUGCAUCGAACGAUCUUUGUUUGCACUGUCCGUCCGGGUACCGUGUGUGCACUGGUGAAAAUUCCAAGAUUUAAAAUAGUAAAAAAGGGAUAUAAUCUCACUGAAUUGUCUUUGGAAACAAUCUACUCUAACGAAAUUGUAACAAUUAAUUGCAUUGUGAUAAAUAGCCAAUUUUAAACGGAAUUAUUGUGUUAAGGUUGUUACGUAACGGUUGUAGUUGCAAAGUUUAUCCAAAAUCUAUCAACAGUGAACACAUCUAGUUGCUGGUCCCGAGGAGUGCACUAAACAGAUCAAAAUGACGUCGAUAAACGUGGACAAGUACAAGCUGUCUGACAAAACGGCCAAACUCACAGCGAAAGACAUUAUUCCCGUGAUCCAAUCAUCGGAUUCGGUGGAAACUCGAGAGUUUCUGCAGAAGAUAACGGAGCUACUCAUUGACUAUGUCAACAUCCAGAAUGACCGCAAGGAGAAGAUCCUUGAUUUUCACCAUCCAGAGGAAAUGAAGAUGCUCCUGAACUUGGAUGUUCCGGAGCAUGCUGUUACUCUACAACAGCUGGUGAAGGAUUGCGCCACAACGCUAAAAUACCAAGUGAAGACGGGUCAUCCCCGCUUCUUCAACCAACUCUCCAGCGGUCUGGACGUAGUUUCAAUGGCGGGAGAAUGGCUUACCGCGACCGCCAAUACCAACAUGUUCACGUAUGAAAUUGCACCGGUGUUUAUUCUGAUGGAAAACGUGGUGUUAUCGAAAAUGCGCGAAAUCAUCGGAUGGAAGGGUGGUGAUUCGAUUCUUGCCCCCGGAGGUUCAAUUUCCAAUCUGUACGCUUUCCUGGCCGCUCGGCAUAAGAUGUUCCCAGGCUACAAAGACCAAGGAGCCCGUGCCUUACCCGGUGAGCUGGUGAUGUUCACGUCGGAUCAGUGCCACUAUUCGGUAAAAUCAUGUGCCGCCGUUGGUGGACUUGGAACGGAUAACUGUGUCAUGGUUCCAUCGGAUGAAUAUGGAAAAAUCAUACCAUCAGAACUGGAGCGUCUAAUUUUGGAACGAAAAGCACGUGGACAGAUUCCGUUCUUCGUCAAUGCCACAGCAGGAACCACGGUACUGGGAUCGUUUGACUCGUUGAAUGCGAUUGCCGACAUCUGCGAAAAAUACAACUGCUGGUUCCACGUCGAUGCCGCAUGGGGUGGAGGCUUAUUGUUUUCCAAGAAGUAUCGCCAUCCAAGAUUCUCCGGAGUUGAACGGUGA
Molecule: messenger RNA, 1317 nt
Organism: Ochlerotatus camptorhynchus
Lineage: Eukaryota; Metazoa; Arthropoda; Insecta; Diptera; Culicidae
Product: glutamate decarboxylase-like
Exons: 5
Coding region: 373-1317 (314 amino acids)
Biological process (GO): GABA biosynthetic process
Cellular component (GO): cytoplasm
Molecular function (GO): pyridoxal phosphate binding; glutamate decarboxylase activity
Source: RefSeq, a predicted model, not a curated record